AUGAUCCCCACGGAAUUGGUGCUGCCGCUGGGAAUUAGAACUGUAAAUGCCUUCAAAGAUCCAGAAGCAAUACCACGGCCAAUAACCCAGCUGUCAUGGUCGCCAGAUCAGGGGAAGCGAUUGGCUGCCUCGUAUUGCUUUGCUGAGUUUCAAAGAGUCUCUUCAGAUCUCAAUUCGUGCUCGUACAUCUGGGAUAUUGAAAAUCCGAACGUGGCAUUCAUGGGCUUAAAAGCUGUGGAUUCUUUGCUAACCAUUCAAUUCAAUCCUCACGAUCCGUCAAUGUUGAUUAGUGGUUUGAUGUCGGGACAAGUUUGCAGCUGGGAUAUUCGGACCAGUGAUACGCCUAUUUUUAUAUCACAUCUACAAUACAGUCACAAAAAUCCAGUGAAUUGCAUACUUUGGACAAAUUCAAAAACAAACACUGAAUUUUUUUCCGGAUCAACAGACGGCACUAUUUGCUGGUGGGAUAUCAGAAUGUUAAGAAAGCCAACAGAGAUUUUAAUAAUGGAUUUAGAGAAUCCAAUUCGCGGUGACACGGUAAAAGCCGUGGGAGUGUCGUCUCUGCAAUUCGAACCGACGAUCGGGACGAAAUUUAUGGUAGGAAUGGAAAACGGAAUUGUAGUAAGUGGAUCUAGAAAGGGUAAAAAUCCGGUUGAGAAAAUGUCGAUGCGGUUCGAUUGUCACUGCGGACCUGUGGUUGCGAUUGAUAGGAACUCAUUUGCCACCAAGAACUUUCUUACAAUCGGCGACUGGACUACUAAAAUUUGGGCGGAGGACACCAAGGAGGGCAACCUUAUCUCCACUACGCACCACAGAUCCAUUCCAGCUGGCGGAUGCUGGAGCACGUCACGUUACUCCGUGUUUUACGUUAUAAAUAACGAUGGCAUGAUACAAGUGUUUGAUGUAUUAGUCGGGAUUAAAGACGCUGUACUAAGUUCGCGUGUUUGCAAAGAAGGCCUCACUGCAAUAGCGGCCCAUCAACUCGGCAAAUUUAUUGCCGUCGGUAAUAAUAUCGGGACUAUUUUGAUCCUUGAAGCUUCUGAGGCAUUAACUACCAACGGACCUAAUGAUAAGAAUCUCAUGGCCACGUACUUGGAGAGAUGUAGUCGUCAUGAAAAAGCAGUAGACAAUCGGUUAAAGGAAACUCGCCUUAUGCAAAGAGUUGCUUAUGCCGAGUCUGAACUCGCUAUUCCUUCUGCCAGAGUGAAAGCUAAGGACAAGAGUUUACAGCGCAAGUCAAUGCCAAAGGAUAAGAAAUUUGAAGAGAGGAGAAAAAGCGAAAGAGAUAGGAAGAAAAUUCGGAAAAAAUCCAAGGACAUUUGGCAGGUUGGAGAUCCAAAAUUGAUUGAAGAUGAGAGAAAUUAUUUUGAAACGCUGGUAAAGGAAAAGGAGAAAUAUGCAAAUGCGAUCGAUGGGGAAAAGCCGAUCGCCAGGAAAGGCUAUUCUGUAUUUUCAAUGAAAGAAUCAUCAAUUAAGCGUGGAAAGGAGGAUUUACGAGGAGAUAAGAUGUUGGGAAAUAUAAAAAGCGGAACGCGAAAAGAGAGAUCUUCUAAAGGAGUUGGCGGCGUUAAGGAUAAGAAAACAACCGGCAGAUUUUCUAAAAUGAAAGAGAUUAUAAUAGUGAGGAAAAACUCGGAUAUAGUCGAGGGAGAGAAAACCGAGGGUAAACUAACAGAGGAGAUACUUGACGAGAUAGAAAAGAUAGGAAUAACUGGAGAAGAGGGUGAGUUGGACGGGAGCGAAAAAUAUCUGGAGCAAACGACGUCAGAUGAAGAUGACAAAGACCCCGUUGGUGGUGUUGGUAGUCGAGGGAAAAAAAUUAUUGUAAGGAAUAAAAAAAAUGGGCUUAAGUAUCGUGAGAAGCGGAAACCGCUUUUUAAACUGGAUAAAAAAUUUAAAAUCCUUGAACCUGGAGAUCAACCUUACGAUUGUGAUUCGAUCUGCGGUGAUUUUAUAGUUGAAUCCAAACAAGCUACCGACGAUGAAUAUGAAGACAUUGAGGAUGCUGACGAGAGGGAUUCAUUGUUAGAGUUUGAAGAGGCGAAAAUUAAAGGGCUGGUUGAGGAAAUGUAUGCAGGCUUGUCCAAAAAUUUACUGCCGCUGGAAAAGACACUUAGCAGAGAGGAGAAAGAGUUCAUUUUUAUGCUAAAUAAUGCAAAGCCGAAUGUUUUGAAGAAGGAGCUGAGGAAAAUAAACAAGCGGAAGCUCGAGGGCACUUUCGAGACUGAUAAAAUCGUUGAGCAUCAAAAACUAUCGGCGAUUGGUGGGAAAGAUCCAGAUAGAAAGAAAAUGUCGGUCAAAUUUUCAGUUUCUGAUGCAGCUGAGCCGGAAAAAACCAGAAAUUUGAGUAGCAAUGAUGAAAGUCUUCAAAAAAUCAAAGGCAGAAAAUCAAAGGCUGAUGAUUGCAGUCCGAUCGCGACGACUUUUGGCCCGGAAGAAAUUUUGGGGGUUAUUGGGGCGAAAGUUGAACUAAAAAGAGAAAGUAAAAAAGAAGAAACGAUUGAACCGAAAAUAUUGAAGGAUAAAAAUGAAUAUCCGAGAAUUUCUUCUAUAGAUAUUACGAAACAAUAG
Cotesia congregata is the source of this 2571-nucleotide messenger RNA. The record is from the annotation of a GenBank genome assembly. NCBI's taxonomy places the organism in Eukaryota, Metazoa, Arthropoda, Insecta, Hymenoptera, Braconidae.